Puccinia graminis f. sp. tritici CRL 75-36-700-3 is the source of this 705-nucleotide messenger RNA. RefSeq lists its product as uncharacterized. Gene Ontology annotation, cellular component: sarcoplasmic reticulum lumen. NCBI's taxonomy places the organism in Eukaryota, Fungi, Basidiomycota, Pucciniomycetes, Pucciniales, Pucciniaceae. The transcript is spliced from 2 exons. Gene Ontology annotation, molecular function: calcium ion binding. The record is from RefSeq and is a predicted model, not a curated record. Gene Ontology annotation, biological process: regulation of release of sequestered calcium ion into cytosol. Bases 1 to 501 code for a protein of 166 amino acids.
AUGUCGACCUUAUACAACACAACUUACUACCUCCUUGCUGCAACAAGGGACAGCGGAGUCAAAAGUUUUUGUAAAGAGUGGUCCAACGACAUUGCUUGGCUAGCUCUUGCCAAGAAGAAUUGGAAAGCAAAAGAGAAGUUCGAGGCUUACAGUCACGGAAGAGAGAUACAAGAGGCAGUCGAGGAUGCAAGUGGGGUUAGCACAUCAAAGCAGCUUAGGGAAGCCGAUCAACUGAAAAAGGAUCUUCGAGCAGCUCUGAACCAAACACUCGCAAACACUCUUGGAAUUCCGGUCAAAGGUUGUAUCUUCCCAAAGGUACCUAAUCCUUCAGCUCGUUUGCUAAAGAAGAAUCGCCGACUGGAAAUAGUGCAGUCAGAAGGCUCAACACUUCCUAAGGAAGAAUUGAUGAAGGGGUUCAAUAAAAUGGAAAACCCUUUCAAGAAGAAAUGGAUUGAUGAUAUCCGAUCUGGAGCAUUUAAAAUAGUACUUAGUGAUAAUUAAAUCAAGUUGAAGCCCUGUUCAAACAAUACGAGUUGAAUAUAACUGUUUUUUACUCUUUAUUUUAUUUGAGUCUUUAUGAAAUGAUAGAAAGCUUCCUCUGGUGAAUUCGACAAGCUUCUGAGGAAUUUGACACAAAACCAACACUUUAAAAUAACAAGAAACAGAUUCAAUCUAAGCCGAACAAGAUAUUUGUUUUCUAUCUAC